GUCAAUGUCGAUGUCAAUUGCUGAUGACAACUUUGUCGACCAUUUUUUCUUUUUCCUCUGUUUUCAUUCUCAUUUGUGUGAUGUUUGGAGAGAUGAUAAAUUCCUGACAAAUUCUCAAGAAAUAAUCAUUCUCCUCACUAUAAUCUUCCUCAAAACGAUCCAGUUCUAACUAUGGAGCUAUCCAGCAUCCUGCCAGCGCCCGUACAGCCGAUUUGGGAUCGUGACGAUGAACGCAAGAAAAGAGCGCUUUCCCAACCGUCCACGCUCCUCGUCAGCGCUCACAGCAUCGCACCCCCUUAUGGCCAACGACGCGGAUGGGUGCCUCGUCACGUGACCGACUACGGCGACGGGGGAGCCUUCCCCGAAAUCCACGUCGCCCAGUAUCCCCUGGACCUGGGCAGGAAGACCACCUCCAACUCAAACUCCCUAGCCGUGCAGCUCGGAGCCGACGGCAAAGUCAAGUACGAUGUGAUCGCCAGGCAAGGCCACGCCAAGGACAAAAUAGUCUAUUCCAAGCUGUCUGACUUGCUGCCUGUAGAAGUAGUAGCUGAAAAUGACCCUAGCCUGGAGAAGCCUGACCAAGAGGAAAUCGAUGACAUCACAGAACGUACCAGGCAGGCUCUUAUGAAAAUCACUAAUUCUAAGAUAGCUGCUGCUAUGCCUGUGAGGGCAGCUGAAAAAUUGGGGCCUGCCCAGUUCAUCAGGUACACUCCUUCCCAGCAAGGGGCUGCAUUCAAUUCUGGUGCCAAGCAGAGAGUCAUUCGACUUGUAGAGGCCCAGGUUGACCCUAUGGAACCUCCUAGGUUCAAAAUCAAUAAAAAGAUACCUAGAGGGCCCCCUUCACCACCUGCUCCUGUGUUGCACAGUCCUACAAGGAGGGUGACAGUGAAGGAGCAAAAAGAAUGGAAGAUUCCUCCUUGCAUAUCAAACUGGAAAAAUGCUAAGGGUUACACUGUUCCAUUGGACAAGAGACUGGCUGCAGAUGGCAGAGGUCUGCAGCAGCUCCACAUCAAUGAGAACUUUGCCAAAUUGGCCGAAUCUUUGUACAUUGCUGACAGGAAGGCCAGAGAGGCUGUAGAGACGCGUGCACAGCUAGAGAAGAAGCUGGCUCAGAAAGAGAAGGAGGCCAAAGAGGAGCAUCUGAGACAGCUGGCUCAGAGGGCAAGGGAUGAGAGAGCUGGAAUAAGGACUGCACCAAGAUUCGAAACUUUUGGACCUUGGGGACCUUCAGCCAGAGAAAUGAUUUCAACUAGUGGCCAUUUGAUUUAUGCUCAAAGCAGUGAAGAUAGAUCUACUGAAUAUCUUCGCCAAAGAAUUUCAAUUGAGAUUCAGAGAGGAAAUGCUACUUCCAUUCUCAAUAUUAUUCCAUCUCGCAAAGGACUCGAAGGCACAAUUCAAAGAUUUGGGCCGUGCUUCAUCGGCAAUGCACAGCAAGACUCUCAAGAGUUCCUGCGGUUCCUGCUCUUGGGUUUGCACGAAUAUAUCAAUGAGGUCAUCGAGAAGCCGGAUCCUAAGUUUACAGACAUCGCUGAAAUUGUGAAUGUCAACGAAAAGGCUUCGAAGCCAUGGUCGAGAUUCUUGAAAGUGGAUAAUUCGAAGAUAGUGAAUAAUUUCGUUGGCCACCCGAAACAAGCCGACGACGACGAGCAGGAGCGCGAAGCCCUGCGCCUCGACCGACACAAAGAGCGAGCGCGCGACCGCAACCUGGCCCGAGCCGCCCCCGACAAGCGCAGCAAGCUGCAGCGCGAGCGAGAGCGCGACAUCAGCGAGCAGAUCGCGCUCGGGAUGCCCGCCCGCGGGGUGGCAGCCGGCGGCGAGGGGCAGUUCGACCAGCGGCUGUUCGGGCAGGCGCAGGGCUUGGGGCACGGCUACGGGGACGACGAGGCGUACGACGUGUACGACAAGCCGUGGCGGGAGGGCGGGUCGAUGGCCAAUCACAUUUACAGGCCGGGGAAGAACGUGGACAAGGAGGUGUACGGGGGGGAGGAUCUGGAGAAGGCGAUCAGGACGAACAGAUUCGUUCCCGAUAAAGAAUUCGGGGGAACGGACAGAACUGGGGCAGGCCGAGCCGGACCUGUACAAUUCGAGAAGGAGGAGGAUCCCUUCGGUUUGGAUCAGUUCUUGUCGCAAGCCAAAAGGGCUAGCAAACGCAAGGAGCCAGAGAAAAGGGACGAUAGAGACAAGAGAAAGAGGAGAGAUUGAAUGUCCACGUGGACAAGUGGAAAUGAAAUAUGGAGACCUUCUUGAGGGUUUGACUAGGGUUAACUCAAUCACUGACGUUCAUAGCUUGAUUUUUUUUCUCUAUGUUUGAAGAAAGAAAUGAAUGGUUAGGGCUCUGAUGAGGUCUUGAGAGAUUUGUUUUGGUUCUUUUGCAGACUGUUGCAGAACGGCCCUGGAAAAACCGAAACGACCUUUUUAUUGGAUUCCAUAAUAUCUUUUUUUUAAUGAUUAGGUGAAAAGUAUGAUUGAAUAUUAAUAAAUGGAGUGCCCGAG
Messenger RNA from Phaedon cochleariae (mustard beetle), 2493 nucleotides. The record is from the annotation of a GenBank genome assembly. NCBI's taxonomy places the organism in Eukaryota, Metazoa, Arthropoda, Insecta, Coleoptera, Chrysomelidae.